Hypomesus transpacificus is the source of this 2062-nucleotide messenger RNA. Its product is annotated as norrin cystine knot growth factor NDP. The record is from RefSeq and is a predicted model, not a curated record. Bases 282 to 506 code for a protein of 74 amino acids. The transcript has a single exon. Lineage: Eukaryota; Metazoa; Chordata; Actinopteri; Osmeriformes; Osmeridae. Gene Ontology annotation, biological process: Wnt signaling pathway.
GAGGGAGAGAUUGAAGGAGUGUGCAUAACCCUGAAUGUUGUCAGAUGCAAAGCUAUGUUACUGAGGGAGUAACCGGCUUCACUCCCUGUGACUCCGCAGGUGCAAGGACAGGCCGGGGAGCCCGCUACACAAACACACACACACACAGAGAGAGACAGACGCAUACGUGUUCAUUUACCGAGCCGCCUUUUUCUCGACGCGUCAACAACUCGGCCCCAAAAAAAGCCUCCAUUUUCUUUUGACCUCGAGUGAAACCCCUGCCUCUCUCCUCUCUCCGCCAGAUGGUGUUGCUCGCUCGCUGCGAGGGCCACUGCAGCCACACGUCGCGCUCAGACCCCCUCAUCUCCUUCAGCUCCGUGCUGAAGCAGCCUUUCAAGAGCACCUGCUACUGCUGCCGGCCCCACACCUCCAAGCUGAAGGCGGUGCGUCUGCGCUGCUCGGGGGGCACCCGCAUCACGGCCACCUACAGGUACAUUCUGGCCUGCGCCUGCGAGGAGUGCAGCUGAGCACCCCGAGAGAACCCCCCCCCCCCCCUCCGAACGGCUGGAACUCGAGCCCCUUGGCCCCACGACCCCUCCAUCCAUCCACCCCAGUCCACACCCGGCCGACGGACCCACGGACCUGUUCCUUAGCGUUCUUUUUGUGUGUGUGUGUGGGGGGGGGGGGGUUGGGGACCCUCGUGACCCAGAGGGACCGCUUGGAAGUUUAGAACCCCAAGAACAUUUCAAAUCCUGGAACUGCUACCUUGGAGGUAGAAAGGACAUUGUUUCUGCCCCAGGAGUCCCCAAAGACAGAUCUGCACUCCCCUCCACUGUUGUUCAAGCUUUAGCCAAAACUAAUUACAGACAACCAUGCAGCGCAUACACACGUACCCAACACACAUGGCGCUUGUUACAAGCAUCAGUGGUAUUAUGGCAGCUCUAUUAAAAACCCAGCAGCAAUCCUCAACAACAAACCACAUACAUGAUUAAACCCACGCAGUGUGUGUGUGUGUGUGUGUGCGUGUGCGUGCGUGUGUGUGUGUGCGUGUGUGUGUGUGUGCGUGUGUGUGUGGAUGUGUACAAACGUGGGAAGUACAUCAUCACACCUGCUCAGACCCCUGUCUGUCUCCCAGCUUAGAACACUCCACACAAUAUUUCCCCCAGCCCAGUAAAACACGAUGGACACUGGUAGCUGACAUCAUCACCUGAGGUUCUCUUGGAGGAUUAGAUCUUGUAACCUAUCUUAAUUUCACCUCCUAUGGCUGACUAUAACGCAGAGGGGGGUGGAGGUAUAAAAUGGAUUCUCCGGUGGAACGUCGGGCUGAGGGGAGGACUUCCUGUGAGUAGGGGAUGGGAGUUGGCAGUACAGUACGAUCAUGUGUGCAUGAACUCAAUGGCACGUCCAGGAUUGUCAAUGUCAGUGGUCCAUGUAUUUUAUCUGUACAGUCUGUGCAUCUGUAAGUCUGUUUGACUUCUUCACUGUCAAGGUCGCUGAUGGUAUUAUCAAAACUACCGUUAUUAUCAUAAUCAUGACAGAAUAUGUGAAUACUGACCCAUUCAACGACAUACCUUACAAUGACUUCAGAUAUUUGGGAUAUGCUUCACUAUCCAUCUAGUAUCAUUGCUUACCGAAGUGUGUCGAGUUACUGUACCUACUUUAAACUUCCCCAGACAUGCUAUACUGUAGAAAUGAUUACUACUACCAUCAGUGUUUACCACAGUUUCUCCUGAUUUAUGGCCCAAGACUAGGUUGUGGCUUAAAGCUUGCAUCACGUUUAUUAGACAGGUUACUCAAAGUUUUGUAGUUGCAGUUCAUCACUUAUUCGUUUGUAGUACCGAUUUUCCACAGUACUACAGUCCUACAGUACGUACACACGACUCACCCCCAUUCUCAGAUACACACAAAUACAUUCAAGUACACGUACACAAACUCUCUCACACACACUUCAAUGCCUUUGUUGUACGGUGUACUGAAAAGGUACCCCCUCUCUGUAACAUCCCCCCCUGUGUUUGAGUCUAUAGCUGAGCUGACAAGGCAUAUGGCCGCUUCACGUGAGAACCUAAUAAACUGCUUUUCUUCA